AUGCCGGAUGAUGGUGCAGUCAACACCAUCAACAAGAAGUUGUCAAGUGUGAGUAUCAAGAUUUCUGACAAAGGAGCUUCUAAAAAUUGCUUAAGCUAUGCGGAAGUAUACCCAGAAGCACGCUGAUCCCAACUCAGAAAAAUUUUUUUCUAAUUUUUUUCUUGUUUUUUUUUUUCGAGUUAUAACCGCUAGAAAGGUGAAGUUCCCAUAUACCGAAUUUCACUCAUCAAUCUAGCUGAUUCACGGCUAGCUUAUGAUGCAAAGAGGCGUGGCCUGUCUGCGCUCUCCACCAACCAGACACUGUCUCCUCAUCGUGUCAGGAUCCAUUUUUCGAUGGCUCAAGCUAGCCGUAAAUUAGCUAUAUUACCGUAAAACCCCAGAAAGAUCAAAUUCUUAAAGGAAGCCGAAUGGCUGAGCAACUUCAAGGCGAACGUGGCGAGAAGCAGACAAAUCGGAGACGGAGUCGAGAAUUUAGUUGAGAAAUUCGAGCACCGCAUUCAGUCACUCGAAAAAAAUGUACUACCCAUCCAUGUCGUAAAUGGGAAGCUUCAAAGGAAACAAAAUAGUAAUUUCUAAUUUUUUUGUGAAAAUGAAUCCGUUUUUCCUCAGAUAUUCAAAAGUUGAUCUCUACGAUUGAUGCUACUCUGCAAUUCUAUGGGAGGACAAAUACGGUAGAAAACGCGAUUCGGUGAGUUCUAAUUUCAAGGAAAGUUUUUGAACUAUUUCAUGACGUAUUUUCGAAGAUUCCAUGAAAAUUGCUUUUUUGAUUAUUUGUUUUUAUUUCGAAGAUCUUAUUGAAUUUCCCGUGGAGCUACUUGAGCUACAAAAAACCUCAAACAGAGAAAAUUAUAAGUAUAAAACGAUUUUUUUUACAAGAUUUUUUGGCUCGUUUAUUCUAGGCUGUUCAGUAUUUAAAUUUCGUCCUUGCUCAAGCUCCGCCCCUUCAUGGCGCGAUAAACCCCGGAAAGCGAGCCAUCCACAGAGCGUUUUCGAAUGACGUCAUUCUUGACGUUAAAAAUCUGAACGGACUAUAUUUACUGGGCCUUAUUUUCGAGAUAUUUCUCUUCUUUGACAGAGCUGAAUUCUCUCAGACUCGAAGUUUAUGCGAUUCAAAAAAAAAUAUUUCGAGCUGGAGAAAUUUUAAUGACUUUUCAGAAACAACAAUCCCCUCACGGAUAUGCAGUCUUACCUCGGCAACAUGGAAUGUUUACAACAGGCCAUCAAUUUUUUCGAGGCCCAUCCAAACUACGCAAACCAGACAGAGAAUAUGGUAGUGGACCGUGGAAAAGCUUUGAUAAAUUUUCAUUCGCAGAAAGUUACUCUGGACAUCGGCUUCACCAUACUGGAAAAGUCGUUCCGUUCGCUUUUGCAGAGCAACACAGUGGAGAUGGACGCCGCAGCUUUCGCCAAAUUUGUGUCCGAAAAUGGUUAAUUUUUGUGUCCUCUAUGCUUCCUAUAGUCUGUUCGUCGCGACUUUUUCGAGUGUCUGCGUCUCUCUGUUCCCUCACCGGGGAGGUCAUAGAAACGCGAAAACAGCGCGUCAACAAGAGAGGGUCGUCGAGAGACGAGGGGGGCGCAGAGAGGUCCCGCCUUUUCAAAACACGAAAAAUGGACUAAACGUUUUAUGUACUGAUUGUUUUCACAUUACUUUCGGCACAAUUUCGGACUUUGCUGAAAAUCUUCUGAAAAGUACUCUGAUUCUUAAAAUAUUUUCGUUCUCGUUUUCCGACUUUAUUAUGGUAAAAUGGAUUUUUUGCACGUUUUAGGUUUGAACUUCCGAUGAAACUGUGCUUGAAUGUAUUUUAGGACCUACUGAUUCCAGAACAAGAAAAGAGUUUCCCGCAAUAGUUCUGGUUUCCGAGUUAUGAAGCUUAAAAGUCCGCAAAAUACCCUACCCAUGCCAAAAAAGCGCUACUUCAAGCUUUUGAAUCGUGUUUUGCCACUGUCCUUCGUUUAAAAAAAGUUUCAUUCGAUUUGGACGACGGAGAAAAAAGUUACAUUUUUUUGGUAUUUUCCCAACCGUUAAAAAGGGGCGGAGCCAGUAAAAAUUCUGUUGGAAAUUUUCGGGACUUCGUGUAGUUGUUGUGACCAAAUUUUGAGCUCAGAAAAGUCAAUUUGAAAUUUUGGUAUCAACGGUUCAUCGCGUUUCUGGGGGAAGGUGUGUUAGCUCGAAAAUCAGAACUAUUGUGAGGUUUUAUCUUCUUUUUCGGCAUUCGAAAGGUUCUAAAGUACUCUUCAGCAAAGUUUGAUCAAAAGUUCAACCGGAGGUUUUUCAAAAACGUUCCCUAGUCAGAAUUUUCCGUAAACUUUCGAAUCUAGAUCCAAUUAGAAAAAAAUAUUUUUGAAAUUUCGUGUCUUUUUUCUCUUUUUUUGUUUGAAUUGUCUGAAUAGCUUGGUAUCUUUCAAUUUGUCAGGCAUACUUUCCGCUGAACAACGACUCGCCGAGCUGAGAGCUGUGAAUAACGAAGAGCCGAUUAUCAAACUGGCCACAUGGUUCCUCAAGCAGAAUCGAACACAGUUUUUAGGCCACUACUCUGAAUACAGGUUCAACGUAAGAUACUUCAGAAGGAAACGUUUUUUGUUUCAGAGGGGGAUUUAUGCUUAAAACCAUACAAUCCAUCUUACAAAAUUAUAAGUCAUUUGUCAACGGAGCCCGGGUAAAGAGGUUUUUUUUAUUUCAUGUUGAUUUUUGUAAAUCCUUGCGUUAAAGCACGAAGAAAAGUGGGACGAGAAACGAGAAGUUGGAAAAGAAAGAGAACGAGAUCACAGAAGUCGAGGGCUGUCUGCUCAUCUGCAUCUCUCUUUUGUCUCUGUUGGAAACUGAGGAAAAGUUUCUGGUGAAGGCGAUUCCGGACACCACGCGACGGGCACAGGUUGCUUCUAUUUCUGUUUCUUUUGAUCUCUUGGGCGAAGUCGGAAUGGUGGAUAAUGAACGCAAAAAGGCAACGAAAAGAGGACCUUUAUCGAGCCUUUUUGCGCCAUUUCAUCGGCUCUUAUGCAGCCUUUUUGCUGCCUCUCCCUUUUUCCACCAUUUUUUGAGCCUUUGAAAUCCCAGAGGAAGGCUCGAUGAAGGGACUCUCUUUGCUGCCUUUUUUGAGCCUCUCCCUUCAUAAUCCACCAUUCCGACUUUGCCCGAGACGAGAAGGUUUAACGCGACGUUGAGGUGUUCCGAGAAUUGGUGUCGCGUCCGCUGUCGUUUGUGAUCGGACUCACGUUUCGUGUGGUACAGGAAAAAGACCCCGGAAUCACUCCACUUCUCCCAUUGCUCCAGUUCCUCUCGGAAAACCAGGCGCGGUUCCACAAUCUGGCGACGGUGCUGCUUCAAUCUCCUCUGUCAUAAACCGGCCUGUGUUCAGAACAGUUCAGCAGACGUCAACUUUGAGCAAAUGAUGCGCGUGAUGCAAGUCAAGUGCUCGUCCUACCUAACAGAAGCCGUUGUCAACCUCAACGAGGACUCGAACAAGUUCGUUCCUCCAGAUGGAAACGUCCAUCCCACCACGGCCACGGUGUGUCGAUCCCCAUGAAAUCAUUCCUUGGUCUGCUUUCAGACGCUGAACUUCCUGUCCAGCCUGACGGUCCAUCGCGUCUCUGUCACCCAUCAAGUUUUGGCGAUGACUGCACCUCAAGGACAUAAUCCCUCCUUCCUUCUGCCCAAACUUUUCGGUUCACUACUACAAUGGCCACCUAUCUAAGUUUUUUUUUCAGCUCGUGUUUUGUCAGCUCUUGGAAGCAUGUUGAAGAAAAAGUGCGAGUAUUAUGACGAUCCGACAUUAGCCACCAUGUUUCUUCUAAAUAAUUACAAUUAUAUUGCGAAAGUGAGUAGAUUUUCAUUUGCAGCAGUAUAGUUUUUUCUCAGACUUUGGCCGACGAAGAAGAUGGACUUUUGCCAGUUAUUUCCGAGCAAAAUACAAACAUUCUCUCUUUUUAUCAAACUGAAAUCUCCAAUUGUCUCAGACAAUACAUGCAAAGGUUUUUUGUCCUAGAAGUCUUGAACAAAGUUGGAUAUUUUCAGUUGGAGCGGAGUUAUUAACUCGCUCCAGUCGGUUAAUCGCAUAGGGGAUGACAAGAAUGCAGCUCGGGACUGCAUGAUGGUGAGUGAUUUCGAGGGUCUUUCAAACGUGUUUUCAAAACAGUUACUUUCAUCUGAAUUGAUCAAUUUUCUAUCUAUUAACAAGACGAGAGCAAGUAGACGCUGAGUUGUACUUUGCGAAAAUCCGCCAAGAUUGGAUAAUUUCCAACAUGCUCUGGCCAAAAUUGGGACAUUUUUAUAUGCCGUCACGGGUAUAUUACAGUAUAACCCCCACAUAUGGGGGUUAUACUGUAAUAUACCCGUGACGGCAUAUAAAAAUGUAAUAUACUCGAGGACUAUUUCAAAGCAGUGUGGGGGGCGAAUAUGAAAGAUUGCCCAGGAGUUACUGAAUCGGCCCCCGUUUUGUACUGCGGAGGAGGCAUUCUAGAAUACAGAUUUGUCCCCAUAAGCUGGAAAGGAGGAAAAAGGCUCCUUAGAAAUUUUCCUUUUAGGGUGACAAAGGAACCCUUUUUGCUGCCUUUCUGCGGCCUUUUUUGAGCCUCUCCUUUUUAGCGGCCAUUCUCAACCAUUCCGACUAUACCCGAAAAGAAACUCAGCAAUCGUUCGUAAAAGCUCAGAGCAAUGUCUAAUUUUGACCGCCCGUGUUUCAAAUUAUAAUUUCCGUGUUUCCAAGCGGUAUUUGCAGGCGUUUGUGAGGGAGUUCGAGCAAGUGCUUGCUCAACAAGCGGACUACUGCGUGUCCGACGUCAAGAUGGCUUCGGAGAUCCGUUCGAAAGUGAAGCAAAGCGUCUGGAAAGGCUACGCACCUCUUCUCGAUGCCUGCCAAAAGCUGCACGCUUUCCCUCAAGGCUUGAAGUACACCGAAUCUUCCUUGCAAACUGUCAUCGACAAUUUGUUCAGUUCUGCUCGUAUUACACACUGA
Caenorhabditis auriculariae is the source of this 4952-nucleotide messenger RNA. Lineage: Eukaryota; Metazoa; Nematoda; Chromadorea; Rhabditida; Rhabditidae. The record is from the annotation of a GenBank genome assembly.